This is a messenger RNA of Hymenoscyphus albidus, 900 nucleotides long. The record is from the annotation of a GenBank genome assembly. Lineage: Eukaryota; Fungi; Ascomycota; Leotiomycetes; Helotiales; Helotiaceae.
AUGGCCUCUCAUUCAUACAAAUCAGCAUUAGCUACCGAGCAUACCUAUACUCAGCUCUCGAAUUCUGUCUCCUUCUACCGCCCCAAUGGUCUCUCCGAAACCAACACAGAUUCCCCAAAACUUAUCUUGCUCGCUACAUGGAUGGAUGCAGCCAACGCACACAUUGGCAAGUACAUCGUUCGCUAUCAAGCGCUUUAUCCCAAUGCCCAUAUUUUGCUGGUCAAAUCGUGCUUCCCAUAUUAUUUCAGCCCUAGCAGGGCACGACGAGACUUGAUGCCCGCCACACACGUAAUUCGUGAUGUUCUUGAUCCCGAAAAGAUCGGUGGCAGCAGCGACAAAAGCAAAACCCCUAGCAUGUUGAUCCAUGUAUUCUCCAAUGGCGGAUCCUGCAUGGUCUACCAUUUAGACGAUCUGUAUGCGGAGAACUAUCAAGAUCGUUUACUCCCAUGGCACACGACCAUAUUCGACUCGGUUCCCGGAAGCUGGACCUAUCCUGGCGGGAAAGACUCGGUGCUGGUGGGACUUCCUUCUGGGAUUGUACGCACGCUCGCGAUUCCGUUUUUGCACCUUCUAGGGAUAUUUUGGUUCUUCAAAUUCAAGAUCUUCAGAAUACAGGAACUAGCGUCUGUGUGGGCGCAAGCUCAUAGUGACACUGUACGGAUUCGUGAAAGCCGCCGGGCGUAUUUCUACAGCAAGGAAGACAAAUUUGUUCACUUCGGAACAGUGGAGGAGCACGCUGAUAACGCUGAAGCCAAUGGAUUUGUGGUUGAGUAUAGGGAGAAUUUUCCUAAUAGCGGUCAUGUAGUACACGCACGGUCUGCUCCAGAUUGGUAUUGGGCUCUCUGUCAAAGCGUUUGGGAAGCAAGUAUUGAUUCGGUCGAAGACAAAAAAGAGAAUUAG